Dufourea novaeangliae is the source of this 1860-nucleotide messenger RNA. RefSeq names its product serine palmitoyltransferase 1 (gene Spt-I). NCBI's taxonomy places the organism in Eukaryota, Metazoa, Arthropoda, Insecta, Hymenoptera, Halictidae. Gene Ontology annotation, cellular component: endoplasmic reticulum. The record is from RefSeq and is a predicted model, not a curated record. The coding region runs from base 236 to 1642 and encodes 468 amino acids. Gene Ontology annotation, biological process: sphingosine biosynthetic process; ceramide biosynthetic process. The transcript is spliced from 2 exons. Gene Ontology annotation, molecular function: pyridoxal phosphate binding; serine C-palmitoyltransferase activity.
UGUAACAUUAACAUAUUUUCAAAGUACAAUUAGCAUCAUAAGUUUAUAUAAUUUAAAUACGUAAGAUGUUUUUCUGAAACUAAGUUUUACCGCAAUCACAUCGCACAAGUAUAUAUGUACAUAUAGGCUUAACUUUGCGGCAAAAAACAAUAUAUCAUAAUAUAUGAAGUGAUCGAUUUGAUUAAUUUACAAGAAAAUCGAAACAGGGUACACAAAAUAUCAUAUAAAUAAAAACAUGAGCACAAAAUUUAUAUUUAUUGAAUCAAUGGACAUUUUAAGCACAAUACCUCAAUAUCAUAUAUUGAUAGGAGCAUUUUUGGUCUUCUGGCUCAUUUGGUUUAUUGGUAAGAGACGGCACAACAGAUAUAAUAGAGUGCCAACGGAAGAAGAAGUUGCAAAGAAACUUGCAGAAUGGAAUCCCGAACCACUUAUAAACAAUCCACAAACAUCUCAUCCAUCUUUAAAUCCAAGAUAUGUAACUUCUAGAGCAGGCAAAAUAAUAAUAGUUAAUGGAAAGGAUUGUCUGAAUCUGGGUACACAUAAUUAUCUGGGUUUAGUAGAAAACAAUGAAAUAGAGAAAACAGCAAUAGCAGCAGUAAGAAAAUAUGGAGUAGGAUCUUGUGGUCCACGUGGAUUCUAUGGUACCGUGGAUGUGCACCUUGAAUUAGAAGAACGUUUAGCAAAUUAUACAGACACAGAAGAGGCUGUAGUAUAUUCAUAUGGAUUUAGUACAAUAGCAUCUGCAAUAGCAGCAUAUUGUAAACGCAAAGAUCUUGUAUUUGUAGAUGAAAAAGUAAAUUUUGCCAUACAAAAAGGAUUAGAUGCAUCUAAAGCUAAUAUUAAGUAUUUUAAGCACAAUGAUGCAAAUGAUCUCCAUGAUUUAUUAAAGAAACAAGCAAUAAUUGAUGAGAAAAAUUAUAAAAAGGCAAGUAAGAUCAAACGUUUUUUAAUAGUUGAAGGUAUUUAUAUGAAUACUGGGAAAAUUUGUCCAUUGCCAGAUUUAGUUGCACUUUGUCAGAAAUAUAAAUUAAGAAUAUUCAUUGAUGAAUCAAUAUCAUUUGGUACCAUUGGAGCACAUGGAAAAGGUAUUACAGAAUAUUUUAAUAUUCCUAGGGACAACAUUGAUAUGAUUAUGGGAUCUUUGGAAUGGGCAGUAGGAUCUAUUGGUGGAUUUUGUGUAGGUACAUCUUUUGUUAUUGAACAUCAACGUUUAUCUGGACUUGGAUAUUGUUUUUCUGCAUCUCUACCACCUCUCUUGACAACUGCUGCUAUUACUUCCUUAGACAUUAUGAAAAAUAAUCCACAAAUGUUUGAGGUGCUAAAGGAGAAUUGUAUAGCUAUACAUAAUGGACUACAAGACAUUCACUGUCUUGAGUGUUCAAGUUUCUCAGAAUCUCCAGUAAAACAUGUAUAUUUGAAAGACAAAUUAGAUCGUAGUACAGAGGAAAAGUUACUUUCUAAAAUCUCUGAAAAAUGUAUAGAAAAUAAUUUAGCAAUUAUAACACCUGUGUAUUUGGAAGCAGAAAAGGAGUUACCCAGGCCUAGUUUAAGACUCUGCAUUUCCACUCUUCUUAAUAAAACUGAUAUUGAUUUUGUGCUAAAUAUGCUAAAGAAAUGUGCUGAAGAGAUUCUAUCACUGUAAAUCAGAAGACAAUCAAAAUAUUUUUGAAGAAAUCAAAUUUUAAAAUUAACACAUUUAUUCUGCAUGCAUACUAUUUAUGAACACUUAUGUACAAGAAUGCAUUCUUCGCACAAAUGCAUAACGAUUUCUCACCAGUUGUACAAGCAAAGUAUUUCUCUAUUCUAGAAAUUAUUUUUUAUUUCAUAUCAUAACAUUUCUCUGUAGUUAUGAUAUGUUUU